Temnothorax curvispinosus is the source of this 3384-nucleotide messenger RNA. RefSeq names its product forkhead box protein D3-like. The coding region runs from base 969 to 2102 and encodes 377 amino acids. Gene Ontology annotation, molecular function: DNA-binding transcription factor activity, RNA polymerase II-specific; RNA polymerase II cis-regulatory region sequence-specific DNA binding. The transcript has a single exon. The record is from RefSeq and is a predicted model, not a curated record. Gene Ontology annotation, biological process: anatomical structure morphogenesis; regulation of transcription by RNA polymerase II; cell differentiation. NCBI's taxonomy places the organism in Eukaryota, Metazoa, Arthropoda, Insecta, Hymenoptera, Formicidae.
GAGACAAUUUAGUUCAAAUCAAAAUCAUUUUUAAUGAGGAGGGAAGGUCGUACGAUCUCGUGACUGCAAGAUUAUUUUAUAGCAAGUGAACUGGCGAGAAGAUACCGAAGAUCCCAUCGAGUCCGUGUGAUUGGAUGUUGCUGGAAGGUGCGCGAUGAAAUGUAUCCCCGCAGACAAAUCGCGGGAGACGAUUUCCUAUCCUUAACAAUGUCUCGUCGGACGACUGAUGUGUGCAUCGCAGCUUGAACUUACACGAGUCGGAUGGAAGUAAGACGAAGAAGCAGGACGAAGCGAAAAAGUCCCGUUAUCGUUGUGGAAACAAACUAUUAGCGUAAGAUAGCACUCAUCAAGCGGAGGAUAGAGUGACGGAUUGAAUGUGACAGUCGCUCCGCUGAAAUAUAUCGCAACAGAAGUAACUCGCGUGUUGUCCCGACGACGGACGAUCCGCGGAAAAAUUUCGUGAAGUGCGGUACAGUCAUUUAAUGUUCGUAUAACGACACUGCAACUUGUAUCACAAUGUUAAUGGUAACGACGAGUAAAUCGUAACAAUUAUUUGUACCAAAGAAAUUUCGUGGAUAAUUAACAUGUGGAACUCUUGUUAUAUUCUGACGGAUGCAGUUUUCUUCCGUGAUUAUGUUGGACAAGAACUGAUAUAACUGAUUCUUGUUAAGAAGUGUUUUUAUAUAAGUGAAAUAUUUCGUAUUCGCGGACAACUCGGCACUUGGUAUGAUCAAUCUAGAACUUGUAAUACGUAAUUUCUUUCUUUGUUAACAACUAAAUAAUUUGAAGGUUUCAUAUCAGAGAAAUACUGAAAGAAAAAAAAGUUUUGAUAAGAUUUUGUAUCGAGUUUGGACUUUUGAUGGAGGAUGAGAGCGAGCAGUAGUCUCGAAGAGUCGACCGCGGGACCGACGGCGAAAUAAACGAGCACCCCGGUGGCAGGCCCUUAUGCUCAUGAGGCGGCGAUCACGAUGGAGCCACGUGCGAUGAUGAUGUCGAACCUGUCGUGCGACGGCUGCGCGGACAGCGACCGGGAUUCGGACAGUAGCAGCAUGAUCGUCGACCCGGUGAGUCUCGACAAGAACGACCUGUCGCCGCCGUCGCAGACGUCGUCGAGCCCGGUAAUACCGAGCUGCUCGCCGGUACCAACGUCGACGUCGGUGCCGCCGUCGGCCGGCAGGAGUCGAAGCGGCGGUGGUGGUGGCGGCGGCGGCAGCGGCGGCGGGCGAUCUUCUAAGAAAACGUACUCGAUGAUGUCGGCGUCGAGUCAAUCGGGAAAAUCCGGUGGUUCCAGUCAAUCGCCCUCCGGCUACGGUUCCGACAAAAUGUCGUCGUCCCUGAUAAAACCGCCGUACUCGUACAUCGCGCUGAUCACCAUGGCGAUCCUGCAAUCGCCGCAGAAGAAGCUGACGUUGAGCGGCAUCUGCGAGUUUAUCAUGUCCCGCUUUCCUUACUACCACGAUAAGUUUCCCGCCUGGCAGAACUCCAUCAGGCACAAUCUCUCGCUCAACGAUUGCUUCAUCAAGAUUCCGCGCGAGCCCGGGAACCCGGGAAAAGGCAACUACUGGACGCUGGACCCAUUGGCGGAGGACAUGUUCGACAACGGUAGCUUCCUGAGACGCAGGAAGCGAUACAAGAGGCCGCCGCCGCACUACGUGCUGCGGGACCGAGCGAUCAUGGCCACCUUCGCCAUCUGCGGCGACCGGGGACCUUGUCCGGGUGGCGGUGGCGGUCACCCGGGUGCUCUAGCCUAUCCCGGAGCCGCUUAUCUAUCGCCACCGCCCGGUCUGCCGUUGCUAGACUUCUCCCCGACGACCCUGGAGGCGUUGAAGCUCGGUGGGUUCCUGGAACCGCCGCCACCGCUCUACAAACCAGUGCCCAUCACGGCGCCGCCGAUUAGACAGAUGGACCCGACCUCCACCAGGAUCACGACGCUGCCGACCAGCCACACGACGAGCGUCGACAAGAAGCGCAACUUCAGCAUCGACGCGCUCAUCGGCAAGCAAGCAGCCAGCGAUCAGAACUGCGGCGCGUUAUUAGAUCUCAGCCCGUCGGAGCACAGAGAGAUUAGGAGCCAGGCGUCCGCCUUCUCACCGCUCGUCUAGGAGCCUGGCGACUUUUCUUUUCCAAUCGACAAAGACAGAUGGUGACUUUACGAAAGUAUUAACUUUUUAGCACUCUAUUGCGAGCUUGGCGUGAUUGAUAAUUAUUUUGGGAGGGCCAGAAGUGACAUAACUAAGCGUAUUCUUGUAAGAAGAAUUCAUAAUUAUUGCUAUAUAAAGAAGCGAGUUCCGACAUUAUCGACAGUUUGAAUCCAGAAGCUUCAGCUAUUCAGCUUCUGCCCCUCAAAAUAAAGAAAUGGAAGAGAAAUCGUAGUUUCUCUUCCUAGGAAGAAGAAUGAUAGGAUUUCAAAGUGAACACUAAUCGCGUUGGUGAACCGUGCUCAUCAAAGAUUGAUCAGAGACUUGACUGGUCAAAGAUGAUUCGAGGAAGUUUAAAGCAAUCGCACUGCAAAGGACCACUCGUUCCAGAGGCGAUGGUAAUUGAUGUCGUUUAGCAGAUAUUCUUUUUGACCAAUGCUGUCCAAAUGAAAUAAACAUUUUGAUCUCGCAAAUGAACAGAACAUGAUGUCGUUUCGCAAUUCAAAAAUCGUUUCUUCCUAUAGAUCACAGUUUAUUUAUGGUCUACAUCGAAGAAAGAAAUAUAUGUUAUUAAAGCAAAGUUUAAAAAAAAUAUUCAUUUUUUAUUAUAUCGUCAAUGUUUUCUAUAUCAUUUGGGCAGAAUUUAUCUGUAACAAAACUGUUAUAUUUGACAUGCGUUUUGUGAAGCUCCGACACGGAUUUCUGAAAAUUAGCGGAUGUUCGUUCUGCAUGUAUUAGCCGUACAUUUUCGCGAUAAAAUAUUCAGGCGAUUGCAGGCGACAAGAGGGACGUACAUCGAGAUCGAAAUUCAGGCAUUGUCUGUGUUAUAUCCUAGUUUUUAUUCGGUAAGGCGAAAUGAGGGUCAUGCUUCAUGUAAUCAAACCUGGCGAAAUUCCUGUUAUGAAAUUCCUGAUGGUCGUUUCUUACCGAGUAGGUAAUCAAGAUGCGUCGCAGAAACUAUAGAAAUACGUAUGAAUCGACUUAAUAAAGAUGUAUAUCGAGGAUAAUAUAGCGCAUCCCGUACAUAUCGGCGCAUCUCUGUAAAAAGGCGUAGUGCAAUAGAGCGUAGCAUUUUUAUUUAGCAAUCUGCUAAGUGCUGCUUCUUAAGACGACUAGUGGAAGAUGCAUUAUAAUUAUUUUAAUUCACUGCUAAAAUUAUAUUUCAAUCGUGAAUCUUUUUCCGUUCACUACUUUUUAUAAAUUUUUUUCGUAAAAAAUUUGUUUUUCAAGAGACUGAAAUCUUUAU